Molecule: messenger RNA, 900 nt
Organism: Candida dubliniensis CD36
Lineage: Eukaryota; Fungi; Ascomycota; Pichiomycetes; Serinales; Debaryomycetaceae
Gene: CIP1
Product: Cip1p
Exons: 1
Coding region: 1-900 (299 amino acids)
Source: RefSeq, a predicted model, not a curated record
AUGUCUAAAGUUUCAAUUGCUAUCAUCGGUUUAAAUGGUUUCUUGGGCAAGCCAGUUCUUGAAGCUAUCAAUUCCGGUAUUUUUGACGAUAAAAUCAAUUUCCCUAUUAAAGCCAUCACUAGAAAGGAACCAGAAACUAAGAAUGAAAAAAUUGAAUAUAUUGUUUCUGAAAUCAAUGAAGAAUCAAUUAAAACAACUUUAAAUGAAAAAUUAUCUGGUACUGAUGUUAUUAUUGAAUUAAUUGGUCCGAAUCCAGUUGCCUUUGCUAAUAUUGAAAAAUUAGUCGGUACAAUUAAACCAAAAUUAUUUAUCCCAUCACAAUUUGGUACUGAUAUUCCAAAAGUUGACGAAUAUGCUCCAGGGUUUUUAAGUAUUAAAACUCAACAUUCAGAAAAUGUCAGAAAAUUGGGGGUUAAAGUAGUUGAUAUUGUGAAUUCAUUAUUUGCUGUUCCUGGAGCUUUCCUUUAUGAAUGGGUUGGUUCCACUGGUAUAAAUGCUGAAGAUAAAACUGUUAAACUUAUUGGUGAUAUCAAUCAACAAUUGGAUAUUUCUAAAUUGGAAGAUGUUGGUAAAGCUGUCCUUUCUAUUGCUACUAAUCCAAAUCCAAAAGAAUUACCAGAUACCAUUAGAAUUGCUUCUGAUAGAAUCACUGUUAAAGAUGUUAUUGACAGAUAUUCUAAAGAUCAUAAUGUUGAAUUGAAGAUUGUUUCAGAACAAUCUGCUGCUGAUGCAAAGAAAGAGUUUGCUGAAUCUUUGAAAGCUGGUUUUGAUGGUAAUAAAUUCAGUUGGUAUUUACAAGUUAUUUCUGCUCAAGGUUUGGAUAAAGGGUUACUUUCUAGUAAAUUAGAUAAUGAAUUGGUUAAUCCAGGUGAAUCUUUAUGGAAAUGGGGUAAAUACUAA